This is a messenger RNA of Ahaetulla prasina, 963 nucleotides long. It is a transcript of the gene DKKL1, whose product is annotated as dickkopf like acrosomal protein 1. Bases 173 to 856 code for a protein of 227 amino acids. The transcript is spliced from 5 exons. Lineage: Eukaryota; Metazoa; Chordata; Lepidosauria; Squamata; Colubridae. The record is from RefSeq and is a predicted model, not a curated record.
UGGAAGAAAUGUCCAUCUGGGUUCAGUUCCAAGUGGGGAGAAAGACAAUGGAAACAUGGAGACUGCUUGAAAAGAUGGUUUAAUGGUGGACAGGACCACAUGGUUUGAGGUCCUGGGCAAAAAGGCACAUAGGUCUAGUUCAGGUAGCUGCAGAACGGCAGACUAGGCAAAGAUGCUGUUACUGGUAGUUUUGUGCUGGCUAUUGGGACUGACAUCUCUGAAGCAGGGGGGUUCAGCUUCUGCUACCUUCCUCCCCUCCAUGAACACACUGAUCCAGAAGAUUAACAACCUCUUCGAGCAAAGUCGGGAAGUGCUGGGGAAAGACCAAUUUGACACUCCAGUUGACAUCGAUAAGUUGCCCCCCAACUACCAUCAUGAGGAGAAUAAGCAGCGGAAAGUGGGAAAUUCCACUUUUUUCAGACACUAUGAAAUCAAUAAAAUGACUGAUAACGAUACAGGUGAUAUGAUGUUUUCAGAGAAAUCUUUGACCUCUAUUGAGCAAAAAGAGAUUUAUACAAAGGAGGAGGACAAUAAAUCAACGUCUAAUGAAGAAGAAAGCACUGCUGAGCCAGAGACAACAACUGCUGGGCUUAAGAUCUUCAAGCUAGGUUUCCCUCAGCUUCGGCCAAAGCUAACUUUUCUUAUUUUUCGCUUGCCCCAGCAUCAGAGUCAGCAGAUGUCGGAAGCCAAACUGGUAAAAGAAGAGCCAAUCAGUGAUAAGAGGCACAGAUUGCUGGCCAUUCGGAAUGGGCUUUUAGCAGCUCCUCAUCCAAUUAAGAAGGCCCUGCCUGUGACUCCAAACCACAAGGUCACUCCACGAAAGCGUCAUUUCUUUUUCUUCUGGAGGAAAAUAUAAGGCAUUAGAAACAUAUGAGGCAUUGGGAAAACAUAACACCUAGGCUAGUGGAAAAUGUUCUAGCUUCCCAAAUAUUUCUAUUGUCACAUCAAAAGUUUAAAGUGAGA